Molecule: messenger RNA, 1023 nt
Organism: Blepharisma stoltei
Lineage: Eukaryota; Ciliophora; Heterotrichea; Heterotrichida; Blepharismidae
Source: the annotation of a GenBank genome assembly
AUGAAAAUCAACAACAGAGACAAGCUCAAUUUACUAAAUACUCAUCUUGACUCUGCUGAAGCCCUUAAAAAUAUUGAUUAUCAAUCAUUGGAUCCUACACUAUUAAAACUUAAAACAUCUGCGAUCUUGAGCAAAGCCUGCAAUGAUGCAGAAACAGAACAAGAUUUCAGAAGAAUUUGUUCUAUAUAUGGAAAACAGAGCCCUUCUUCUAAUUCAAAACUCAUUGAAGCUUACCUAGAAUAUAUUUCCGCUUACCAUAAAAUCACAACUCUUCACAUUUUUGGUGAAUCUAGUGAAGGAACUAAUUUGAUUGCUUAUAACACUGAAAAUGAAUUAGAAAACAUCAAAUUGCUCAAUACCACAAGCCCAUGAGACUGCUCGACAUGUAUUGCUCAGAUUCCGAAUGGCGAAUUAUUUUGCUUUGGAGCGUAUUAUCCAGAUUUAGGGAAUGCACUACUAAUUAAGAAAAAUUAUGAAGUUAGAGAAGAAUUGCCAUUUGGAAAGUAUUGCUAUGGAUCAUCUGCUAUUUAUUUCAAUAGGCAUGUCUAUUGCUUUGGAGGAGCAUGCCUAGGUAAUGAUUUAACUUUAUCAAAUAAAUUCGAUCUUGAUAACAAUAGAUGAAUUGAGCUUGCUCAAAUGCCACAAGCUGAUUAUAUGUGCAAGAAUGUGAUAUUUAAUGGAAAGAUCGUGAUUUCUGGAUGGAGAAAUGCAAAUCUAUUGGUUUAUUCAAUUGAUAUUGAUUCUUUUUCAAUAAUUCCUUAUGAUUUUGAAGAAAAUAAUUUCAAGAUCGUGGUAAAUUUAGAGAGAUUGUAUUUGAUUGAAUGUGGCAGAAAUAGAUUUAUCUAUGAAAGUGAAAUAGAAGAUGAAUAUACUUGGAAAAAAAUCGCAAAAACAAACAUUAAUUGCGAUAUUUAUGAAUUAAAUUAUUUAUAUAACAAAGGAGGAAUAUAUAUCAUAGUCUACCCUGAAAAAAGAUAUUUCAAAUUUGAUUUAAAUAAAAAAACUAUUACUGAAAUAGAAUAA